Ahaetulla prasina is the source of this 4088-nucleotide messenger RNA. It is a transcript of the gene CWF19L2, whose product is annotated as CWF19 like cell cycle control factor 2. Gene Ontology annotation, cellular component: post-mRNA release spliceosomal complex. The record is from RefSeq and is a predicted model, not a curated record. NCBI's taxonomy places the organism in Eukaryota, Metazoa, Chordata, Lepidosauria, Squamata, Colubridae. Gene Ontology annotation, biological process: mRNA splicing, via spliceosome. The transcript is spliced from 18 exons. The coding region runs from base 16 to 2802 and encodes 928 amino acids.
UACGCCUGCGCGGAAAUGGAAGCCUUAAACGAGGAGUUCCAGAUCUUGACGACUCCUUGUUGCGCAGGCGUACCGGCCGAUUUCCUUUACGGCAGCCACUCCUCCUCUCCCACUCCCGAAACAAUCAUGGCGUCCGGAUUUGAAAGCGAGCGGGUCUUAGCGGCGCGUAAGGAAGACAGACGUCGCCAGCGCGAGGCGCUGCUGCAGCAGGCAAAAGCUAAUUAUGAAAAAGAUGAAAGACGCAAGGAACUGAAACGAUUGCGAGGGGAAGAUACUUGGAUGCUGAAUGAUGUCAAUGAGCGUUUAGAAGACAUGAAAAAGGAACAUGCUGUUACAAAGAAGAAGCAUUCAAAAAAACAUACAAGGGAAAAGAAGAAGAAAAAGACUAAAAGAGAAAAAACAGAUGAGUCAUCUGAUACUACCUCUGGUUCUUCAGAAGAAUGGGUGGAAGCGCCUGUUGCACAGUCUUCUAGCACUGAGCAGGCUUGGAAGGCGAAGAAAGAACAAUCAGAAGAAGAAACAGUGGAAAACCCUACAUCAAUUCAGAGGGAUGAAUGGAUGACCUUAGAUUUUAUGUCUCUGAAAACACUAUCUUCAGCAUCACUGAGGGCUGAAAAGCAGAAAGAAAAAAUAUUGAAGCAGCAGAAAGCCCAGGAAAAUGAACAGUUGCUGCUUUCAGAAAGAGAGCUGAACCCAUAUUGGAAAGAUGGUGGUACAGGCUUACCAACAGAAGUAUCAACAUCAGUAAAAGUAACAACAGUAGAAGAUGGUGGAUUAAGCUGGCUAAUGAAAUCCUACCAGAGAAUGAAGGAGCAGUCUGAGAGAGACAAACGAGGCUUGGAAGAAAUUAUAACUGAAAGAUAUGGGUCAGUGGAGCUAUUUCAGUCCAAGUUAAGGGAAGCUGAGACAGCUGCAGUCCAAAAAGAAAAUGAUAGAAGGGACUGGCAAAAAUGCAAAUAUUCAGAAAGCAAACGUACUUCAAGGGAUGGCAAAGAGAAGCAGGAGGAAAACAACCCAGAAAGGUUUUCACAUAAAGAACAACUUAAAGAAAGGUAUAAUAAAGUAUGUUCUGAGGAAUGGAAAAAUUACAGAGGAAGUGAAUGGACGGAAACCAAAAAAUCAAGGCCAAGUAAUAAAGAAUCUACAGCAGCAAACUGGACUUGUACAACCAGAAAAGAUCCUCAUCAAUUAAAUCAUUAUGAGAAACCUUUCUCAAGCUCGGUGAAAGCUGCAUUUCUGAAACCUAGCAGUGAUGGAGACGAAGGAGGCAGGCAGCAGAGAACUUCAUCCCAAUUAUUAGCUCCUCGUUUUAUGAGCUGUGGUUUCCGGAAACCUGUUGAUGAUGCUGAUGUGACUCCAAGAUGGCGCAAAGCACAACCUAAGGAUGAAAUUGGAAAAGCAACUCCAAAUGAAAAAUCUUCCAGAAAGAGUAAGGCUGUUACCAGCAAGAAGGAAGAAAAGCCAAAAGAGAAGGAAGAACAGAUCUCAGAAGCUGCAGUGGAAGAAAAGGAAGUAGUGGACAAUAAACCAUCAUGCUCCGGAUCUGUUUCAGAGGAUGAGACGCCUCUCAUUCUCAGUGACGAAGAAAUGAACAAACUGGGAGCCAGGAUUGUAAAAGCAGAAUUGAUGGGAAACAAGGAUUUAGCUGCAAAACUUCAGUCUCAGCUUGAUAAAGCUCGCAUGCUAAAGGACAGUGGAGCACAAGCUAAAGCUAGAAAAGCUGAUGAGAAAACUAGUUUUCAAGAAGACCAUGAAGCGAUCUUGGUCAGAACUGAUAAAUCUGGCAGAGCAUGGCCUGCUAAUAUUCCAGAAGAAACAUCGGAUCAUGUAGGCAGAAGGAGGAAGAAUCAAAUGAUACCUACUCAUGUGGAUAAGGAAAGAAUCCGAUAUUUUCAAGAUGAUGAUAAUUUGGAUCUGAAGGAUUUGAUCAGGAAUGAAAAGAUGAGUACAUCAGAGGAUCAAAAUAAGCUUUUCAUGAGAAUGGCAUCAAAGUUUUCAGACAAAACUGAUAGAGAUUAUUACACUCUGGAUGACAUGUUCGUUUCCCAAGCAGCAAAGAGGGAGGAAAGUGGAAAAGCAGAGGAAAGGGAGAGAAACCAAGCGAUCCGUGAGCAUCAACGACUUGCUGCAUGCAUGGAAAAAUGUCCUCAUUGCUUUGGUAGCUCUGAACUCCCUAAACACCUCAUCAUUGCAAUUGGUAACAAGGUUUACUUAUCCUUGCCAAAGUACCAGUCUCUUACGGAAGGUCAUUGCCUGGUCACUCCUAUGCAGCAUUACACUGCUGCCACAGUUCUAGAUGAAGACAUUUGGGAAGAAAUUCAGGUAUUCAGAAAAACCUUGGUAAAGAUGUUUGAAGCUGAAGAAUUGGAUUGUGUCUUUCUGGAGACAAAUUUAAGUAUAAGCAAACAAUACCACAUGGUAUAUGAAUGUAUUCCUCUCCCAAAGGAAGUGGGUGAUAUGGCUCCCAUCUAUUUCAAGAAAGCUAUAAUGGAAUCAGACGAAGAGUGGGCCAUGAAUAAAAAACUAAUUAAUCUAGGCUCAAAAGAUGUUCGCAAAUCGGUGCCAAAAGGUUUGCCUUACUUCUCUGUAGAUUUUGGCCUCCAAGGUGGUUUUGCUCACGUCAUUGAAAAUCAAUACAAGUUCCCUCGUUACUUUGGAAAGGAAAUAAUUGGUGGCAUGCUAGAUUUGGAACCACGGCUUUGGAGGAAAGGACUACGAGAAAAUUUUGAAGACCAGAGGAAGAAAGUGUUGCAUUUUGCUCAGAAGUGGAAAUUGUAUGACUUCACUAAAAGUAAAGAAUGAAAAUAUUCUGCAGAUGCUGAUAUAUUGGAUCCUGAAAAGUUAAUGAACCAUCAAAAUCUACAAAUUUCUUUUUGUGGAAGAACUCCUGCUGAAAAUAAUAAACAUGUUUUGUAAAAUGAACACCGAAAGGGGUUAUAAUACUUUAAAGGAGGAGAAAAAAAAGGUGGAUUGAAGCUAAGAUAUUUGAGUCAUGUAUAAAUCAUGUCCGAUGUACAAUAUGUAGAUAUAUUAUGAAGUCCUUAUUUUAAUAGAUAAUAUCUUGUUAUCAAGAUUCCUGCCGUUAUUGUGAUGACCCGGGACAAGGCAUGAAGGUCACAUAGCCAGCUGAGAGUUCAGACUCCCCAUUAAUGUUCCAAAUUUCCCCCCAAAUACUCCCACAUUUUUGGCAAGUCACAGACCAAAGUGCACACACACACACACACACACACACACACACACACACACACACACACACACACAUCUGGCUCCACUCAGUCCCACAAAGCAAAGGAACAGGGAAAUGAGUCCACGAAAUAAGGAACGAGGCACUGAGUCCAUCCACAAAAUAAGGAAUAAGCAAGCAGUCCUGCAAACUCCAAAUGUCUGUCCUGGCACACCAAACUGUACCUAUUCAGCGUUUGUUCCCAACAAAUGCCUCUCCUCACAGUGUCUCCUUAAAUCUCAGUCCCCAAGUGUGACUUGUGAAGAGGGGCGGGGUGCUCUCCUGAGUAGUCAGGUUGGCCUGCGCUGUUCCCGCCUUCUCUCCGUGCUUGGGAAUCAGGAGGGUGUGGUCCUUGCUCAUCGCCUGAGCUCCAUCACUCUUCAUGUCCAGUGCUUGCCCUACCUCCUGCCCCCAUUCCUCCCUGCUAACAAGCCAUCCCAAUACUGAGGGGGCCCUGGACUGCCUCUGCCUGCUCUCCCCACAUUCCUCCGAAGCCAAUGAAGCUGCCCCCUCGAUGUCUGUCAGCUCCAGCUCUGGCUCAUCGUCCUCCACAGAUCCAGGCUCCGAUGGGGGCAUGACAUGUAUUAUUUAAUAUUUUUCCUGUUUUAUAUUGUAUAUAAGCCUAACUUGUCUUGAUAAAGGUGAAAAGAUUUUUAAAUACUGAAAAUGGCGACAUUUUUUAAUGCAGAACAUUUAAAAUUUAAAAAAAUAUUCUGUUUAAGUGUUGACAGUUUGAGAAGGUUUAGUCUGAGGCACACUAUUGAAGUUUAAAAGAAAACUGAUGUAAUGUAAAUUCUUUUGAAAAUAACGGUGUAACUUUUGAAUAAAUAUGUCCCAACCUUUAAACACAAAGGAAGACAAUAUU